Molecule: messenger RNA, 957 nt
Organism: Sorex fumeus (smoky shrew)
Lineage: Eukaryota; Metazoa; Chordata; Mammalia; Eulipotyphla; Soricidae
Product: olfactory receptor 11H12-like
Exons: 1
Coding region: 10-957 (315 amino acids)
Biological process (GO): G protein-coupled receptor signaling pathway
Cellular component (GO): membrane
Molecular function (GO): G protein-coupled receptor activity; olfactory receptor activity
Source: RefSeq, a predicted model, not a curated record
ACUGACACAAUGAAUGUCUCUGAGACAGACUCCAGUUUUACUUUUGUAAGAGAAUUUAUACUCCUAGGUUUUUCUUGUGAGUGGAAGAUUCAAGUCCUGCUUUUCUCAUUCUUCACUACAACGUAUGCUCUGACCCUAUCAGGGAAUGGGGCCAUUGUUUGUGCACUGCGGUGUGACCGGCGACUCCACACCCCCAUGUACAUAUUCCUGGGGAAUUUCUCCUUUCUAGAAAUCUGGUAUGUCUCCUCUACUGUGCCCAAGAUGCUGGUCAACUUCCUCUCAGAAAAUAAGUCUAUAUCUUUUGCUGGAUGUUUUCUCCAAUUUUAUUUCUUUUUUGCUUUGGGAACAUCUGAAUGCUUCCUUUUAACUGUCAUGGCCUUUGAUAGGUACCUAGCUAUUUGUAAACCCUUGCACUACCCUAAUACCAUGACCACACCUCUAUGUAUCAAACUGGUCAUUAUUUGCUGGGUGUGUGGAUUUCUGUGGUUCCUGAUCCCCAUUGUCCUCAUCUCUCAAAUGCCCUUUUGUGGUCCAAAUAUCAUUGACCAUAUUGUGUGUGACCCAGGGCCACUAUUUAUGUUAAUGUGUACCUCUGCCCCUAAAACCCAGCUGCUUUGCUAUACUCUCAGCUCAUUAGUUAUUUUUGGUAAUUUCUUCUUCAUCCUUGGGUCCUACUCUCUUGUCCUGUUAGCUGUGUUACGUAUGCCUUCUGCCACUGGGAGACAUAAAGCCUUCUCCACCUGUGGGUCUCAUUUGGCUGUGGUAUCACUAUUCUACGGGUCUCUGAUGGUCAUGUAUGUGAGCCCAGGGCUAGGAAAUUCUGUUGGGAUGCAGAAAAUUGCAACUUUGUUUUAUGCUAUGGUGACCCCACUCUUCAACCCCAUCAUCUAUAGCCUCCGGAACAAAGAGAUAAAGGCAGCCCUGAGGAAAAUUCUAGGGAGUGUCAAUAUAACGUAA